GUCACUUACAUCAACAGCUACAUGCCGUUCACAGUGAUCCUCACAACGGACAUCAAGAGCUUGAUCGACACGUCCCUCCACGUUUACCAGAAGGCCUUCGCUCACGCCCCGGCCCUGUUUACCGGAGUCAUCUUCGGCUGCCUGGCUGCCAGGACACACCAGCUGUCCCGAAACAUCCAGGCCUUCAUGUGGACGGUGUCGGCGAUCUCGGCCUCCGCGUCUCUCUUCGGCGUCUACACCUGGAGCAGCGGGCGCGCGCCCGAGCCGCUCGAGUCCGCCGUCUACGCCGGGCUGCACAGAUUCGCCUGGGCCUUCGCCGUGUCCUGGGUCAUGUACGCCUGCGCCACCGGUCGCGGUGGGCUCGUCAACAGAAUGCUCGCCUGGCCCCUGUUUUACCCGCUGGCUCGGCUCUCGUACGCCGUCUACCUCGUGCACUACCUGCUGCUCGCCGUCAACACCGUGCUCAGCCGUGAAAGGAAGACCCAUCAGCCUUUUCUGUGCAUUGAGUGCCCCUUCGACGGUUUGGACGCCUUGCUUUUCGGUUGGGUGAAGGCCAAGCCCGACACUGCAAAGGACGCUGCUAAACCGACAAAAGACCAAGAGUUGAAGAGCGUAAGCUCCGAGGUCGGUGCAGUUGGAAAAGAUGCACUCUCCGCCGCUGUUCGUUAG
Molecule: messenger RNA, 669 nt
Organism: Ixodes scapularis (black-legged tick)
Lineage: Eukaryota; Metazoa; Arthropoda; Arachnida; Ixodida; Ixodidae
Product: O-acyltransferase like protein
Exons: 3
Coding region: 22-669 (215 amino acids)
Source: RefSeq, a predicted model, not a curated record